AUGAGAUUACACACUUUUUCUUAUAUUUAUCAACUUGUAGCGGAUUUUAUAACGUAUGAGAAUAUUAUGAAUGGUGUGCAAAUAUAUGCUCCUGACACAAAUAAAUAUAAUUGUUUGCAUCUAAAUUAUCAAGAUAUUAAAGAAUAUGAAUCCCAAAUUAAGCCCGAGUGUGAGAAAAUUAUGUUUUAUUUUGCAAAAAUUUAUAAUAGUAGAAAGGAUAAAUAUUUUGUACAUAAAGGUUUAAAAUAUUUGUAUUAUUGGAUAUAUGAACGAAUUCUUGCCAUGAAAAACUUCAAUCAUGUGGUAACAAUUUAUGACAGAUUGUACAAAAAUUUCAUAACUUUUUGGAAGGAAAAAAAUAUAUCCGAAAUAGAUAUAGGAAUUUUAACUGAAAGUGAACUGCGAAAAAUUGCACUUUUAUAUAAAAUGUAUAAAUGUAUGAAUAAUAGGAAAAAAUAUAUAGAAAAGCCAGAAGAAAAGGAAUAUUGUGAUACUCUAUCCUAUUUUAUAAGCCAGAAUAAACCAAAAUAUAGCGAUAUUUCUAGACCUUGGUACUCACGUCAAACAGGAGACUCUUGCCCACCAGAAAAACCUUGUAAGUCCUCUCUUUCACGCCCUGUACUAGUAGCAUUCUUCAUAGCUAUAAUAAUGUCACUUUUUCUAUUUUAUGUACUUAAGUACACCUCAUAUGGUUCAAAAGUAAUCUCUAAGCAAAAAAAUAAAAGAUACAAUCGGGAUUAUAUUUAUGAAGAAGGAUGGGAUGCACAUGAAAUACCUCAAAUAUGCGACAAUACUUAUGAAACACCUCAAAUGUACUACAAUACGAAUGAAACACCUGAAAUACACUACAAUAUGUAUGACGAUUCGAGGCGUCGUAUAAUAUAUAAUUCUUACUAA
Molecule: messenger RNA, 897 nt
Organism: Plasmodium gonderi
Lineage: Eukaryota; Apicomplexa; Aconoidasida; Haemosporida; Plasmodiidae
Product: variable surface protein
Exons: 3
Coding region: 1-897 (298 amino acids)
Source: RefSeq, a predicted model, not a curated record